AUGAAAGGCAGCUCCAGUUGGGAAUCGAAGGUAAAAACAACAGAAGUUCCAGUUGUUGGAACAGAAGAGAAAACAGAUGAUGAAGUAGAGAUCACUGGAUUCAGAGCUGCUAGUCCAAAACCUGCUCAACAAGAUAUUCCUGGUUCAUCACGUCAGAGAGAAGAAGAUUUCAACUUCAAUUUUGAUUAUCUUGGUCCUGCUACUGGCGUUUUCUCUGAAGACAUGCCUGAAGGUGAAAGUGACAUGUUUAAUGAUCAAGCGGUUAAAGAAUUGAUUAAGAAGGUUAAAGAACUGGAGAAAGAAAAAGCAACAACUGAAAUGGAGCGCAAUUUUAUGAGAAGUCAAAUUGAUGAUUUGAUGGAAGCUCACAAUAAAGUUGUUGCAGCAUUGGUCGAAAAGGAGAAAAGAAUGAACGAGAUGAAGGAUGAUGUCGAGGUUAAUUCUAAAGUAUUUGAUACAUUAACACAAGAGAUAUCUUCCUUGAAUGCCAAGAUAAAAGACCUAGAGAAUGUGAAUCAAACAUUAAAUCAGCUUCUCAAUGAAAUGAGUGAAGCUUCUUCUAAUGAAAUGAAGGCAAUGAAGUUGGAAAUGGAGGCUAUGAAAGCUGAUAAAGUGAUGAAAGAUCAACAACUUCAGAUGCUGGUUGCUAUAGUUGAAAGUCAUUUGAAGAUGAACAUUCAUGCUGCUUUUGAUGAAAUUGAUGUGAUAAGAGCUAACGAAAGAAGAAUGGAGCGUGAACGUCAAAUGGCUGAAGAAGCCAAUCUAAGAAACAAAGGAGUAGUUGAAGAGGUUGAGGUAGUUGGUGCAUCUUUGAGUCAACCUGAUAUUGAAAUGAUUGAAGAGGUUGAGGUUCAAGAACAAGAAGUUGCUGAAAAUGAUCAAGAGAUGGUUGAAGCUGGAGUUGAGGAGCCUCAUGAACCAGAAUACUUGAUUGUUGGUGAGCCUAUGGAGCCUAUUAUUGCUGAAAAUGUUCUUCGAAGAGUUGAAAUUAUCCAAAGAAGAAGAAGAGCAAGGGAAGUACUACUGCUGGAGUAUACAACUGAGAAAUUUGUGUUGGUUGGCGAUGCUUAUCCUGUGCCAUAUAAUGGAAAAGAAGUGGCAAAACUAACAAGAUUCUUUGAUCUAAAGAGAAAAGGAAGGAUAGCUCGUGGAGAGAUCGUAGAUGAAGAGUCAGACAUAGAAAUGUUUGGUGAUGAAGAUGAAGAAGAUGAAGAUGAUUCUAAUGACAAAAAUGAUAAAGCUGAUGACAAAUCUGAUAAAGAUGACAAAGGCGAUGACGACAAUGAUCAAGGUGCUUCGGGUUUAUUAAUCAGAAAUCCAAAUGUUCAAGAAAGAGUGGAUGAGUUGAUGAACAAUGAACUAAAUGAGCAGGAGGAUGAAGUUGAAUAUGAAGCAUCGUCGUCUAGAAAACAACCUGUUGAUCAGGUACUUCUUUCUACCCUACUGUCAUUUACUUAUCUGGUAAACAACAAGGAGAAGUAG
This is a messenger RNA of Helianthus annuus (common sunflower), 1482 nucleotides long. Its product is annotated as glutamic acid-rich protein-like. The record is from RefSeq and is a predicted model, not a curated record. Lineage: Eukaryota; Viridiplantae; Streptophyta; Magnoliopsida; Asterales; Asteraceae. Bases 1 to 1482 code for a protein of 493 amino acids. The transcript is spliced from 2 exons.